AUGACUGCUGACUGCUGUCUAAAGUAUGUGAAAGAGUUAGAUAAAAGGACUCAAAGACAUGCAGUGACUUACAAGCAUCAGAAGCCAGAUGGAGGCUGCAACAUCCCUGCUGUAAUCUUCAUCAUGAGGAGGGGGCGGCUGUUUUGCACAAACCCUAACGAGAAGUGGGUCAAAGAACUGAUGCAGAAGAUAGACAAAAAGGGAUACAAACACCUGAAGCACAAUCCACGACAUCCAAUGAAAAACUGAAGACGACUGCUCAAAGCGCUGGUCGCUGUUAAUCAAUCUGCCCUGUUGAGCAACAAGCAGUUUUAUUGAGGUUUAAUGGUGUCUAAAAGGCCAGUGAUGAGUGGGGUAUGGAAAUGUUGUAGCACUGCUUUUGCUUUCACUCUGCAUUAAGGUCAAAAGCU
Molecule: messenger RNA, 410 nt
Organism: Cololabis saira (Pacific saury)
Lineage: Eukaryota; Metazoa; Chordata; Actinopteri; Beloniformes; Belonidae
Product: C-C motif chemokine 25-like
Exons: 3
Coding region: 1-249 (82 amino acids)
Biological process (GO): immune response; chemokine-mediated signaling pathway; cellular response to tumor necrosis factor
Cellular component (GO): extracellular region
Molecular function (GO): chemokine activity; CCR chemokine receptor binding
Source: RefSeq, a predicted model, not a curated record